This is a messenger RNA of Ipomoea triloba (trilobed morning glory), 1714 nucleotides long. RefSeq names its product gallate 1-beta-glucosyltransferase-like. The transcript is spliced from 2 exons. Gene Ontology annotation, molecular function: UDP-glycosyltransferase activity. The record is from RefSeq and is a predicted model, not a curated record. NCBI's taxonomy places the organism in Eukaryota, Viridiplantae, Streptophyta, Magnoliopsida, Solanales, Convolvulaceae. The coding region runs from base 61 to 1497 and encodes 478 amino acids.
CAACAUUGGUGCAUCCUAUAAGAGAGAAAUAUAGAUUGUAGCUUUUAUCAGGACGGAGACAUGGGCUCUGAAAACGGCGGCGUUCCACCUCUCCAUGUUUUCAUGGUGUCCUUCCCGGGGCAAGGCCACGUGAACCCUCUACUCCGUCUCGGCAAGCGUCUCGCCGGCAAGGGCUUAUUGGUCACGUUCUCGGCGCCGGAACACGUGGGCGUGGAGAUGAGAAAAGCCAACUCCAAAAUCAGCGAAGAACCCACUCCCUACGGCGACGGGUUCAUCAGGUUCGAGUUCUUCGACGACGAGUUCGACCCGCGUGGCCCGCACGGCACCGACCUCGACUUCCAGCUCGACCAAAUGGAGCGCGUCGGGUCGGUUAAGCUGUCGGGCAUCCUCGACAAACACGAAAAACAGGGGCGCCCCGUUUCGUGUCUGAUCAACAAUCCGUUUAUCCCGUGGGUUUCGGAUGUCGCCGAGAAACACGGGAUUCCCAGUGCGGUGCUUUGGGUGCAGUCGUGCGCGAGCUUUUCCGCGUAUUAUCAUUUCCAGAAUAAAUUGGUUCCUUUUCCGACCGAAACAGAGCCGUUUCUCGACGUUCAGUUGCCCUGCAUGCCGUUAUUGAAAUACGAUGAAUUCCCGAGCUUUUUACACCCUUCUUCGCAGUAUAAAUUCCUCGCCCGGGCCAUUCUUCACCAGUUCGCGAAUUUGUCCAAACCGUUUCGCGUAUUAAUGGAAACGUUUCAAGAAUUGGAGCCCGAAGUUAUUGAUUACAUGUCCAAACUCUGCCCCAUCAAGCCCGUCGGUCCCCUGUUUUUGACCCCCGGCGGCGCCUCCGGCGCCGCCGAUGUUCGCGGAGACUUUGUGAAAGUCGACAAUUGCACCGAGUGGCUCGACUCCAAGGCGGAAUCUUCGGUGGUUUACAUUUCCUUCGGGAGCAUUGUGAUUUUGAAGCAGGAACAGGUGGACGAGAUCGCCCACGGGUUGAUGAACUCCGGGCUGAGUUUCUUAUGGGUUAGGAAGCCGCCGCCGCCGGCGUUCGCGCCGACGGUUUUGCCGGACGGGUUCCUGGAGAAAGUUGGGGAUAACGGGAAAGUAGUGCAAUGGUGCUCGCAAGAACAGGUGUUGGCCCAUCCAUCGGUGGCCUGUUUCGUGACUCACUGUGGGUGGAAUUCGUCGAUGGAAGCCAUCACUAGUGGCGUCCCGGUGGUAGCUUUUCCAGGCUGGGGCGAUCAGGUCACCGACGCUAAAUACCUGGUCGACGUUUUCAAGAUUGGCGUUCGCCUCUCCCGAGGCGACGCCGAGGACAGGAUCAUUACCCGUGACGAGGUGGAGAAGUGCUUGAUCGAGGUAACCCGUGGCGAAAAGGCGGCGGAGAUGAAAGAGAAUGCGUUGAAGUGGAAGAAGAAGGCGGAGGAGGCGGUGGCGCCGGGCGGCUCUUCUGACCGGAAUUUGGAAGAAUUCGUCGACGAAAUCAGAAACAAAUGCGGUGGCGGAAAACACUAACACCGGCGCCACGUUGCUGUCCUCGUGCCUUGUUAUUUUCAUUGUCUAAUAUGAUAUUAUUUCUUUCAAAAAAAAAAUGAUACGGAGUAUUAUUAAGUCACUUUCGCAUUUAUGUGUAAUUAUGACUAUAGUUUCAUCUUUUUGUUUUAUUGUCUUUUUCAUGGUCUAGUCAAUAAAUCAAACCUAUGAAUAAGAGAAGAUUAGAAUUUGUGUGGUA